Suillus fuscotomentosus is the source of this 1499-nucleotide messenger RNA. RefSeq lists its product as uncharacterized. The transcript has a single exon. NCBI's taxonomy places the organism in Eukaryota, Fungi, Basidiomycota, Agaricomycetes, Boletales, Suillaceae. Bases 235 to 1236 code for a protein of 333 amino acids. The record is from RefSeq and is a predicted model, not a curated record.
GUUCGUCGACCAUGGACGCGAAAUGUCAAUCAUACGUGAGAUCAGGAAAUGUCAUUCUAUCGCCUUGUCAGGAACUCAACACAAAACUAGUCCUCAGCGACAAAUGGGAACAGGCCCCCUAUUUACUUCGACGAGUUCGGGACCCCAUCCAAUGAAACAGACGUCCUCACACACGGCGUCUGCACCAAGUUUCUGAACAGAUCCAGCGCGAUCACUCAGUCCAACAUUGUUGUAAUGUUCGAAGGGAUAUGUGAAGACGGCCUCUACGACCGAGAUCAGGGUCAAUGGACGGAUCGCAGCCACUAUUCCGAUAUUCUACUAUUCCUGAACUGCCUGACAGAACGCUCAUAUGCAGCACUUUCCACGAUGCCAACUUCCGAGACGAAGCUUCCAAAGCGGCGAAUUUGGGUCAUGCAUCCGACUGAAUCACCAUUGAAAGUCGCCUUGCAACAGGUAUUUCUUCUCGUGAACCAUGACUCUCAGGGCGUAUCGACCAUGGAUGAGGUGUACGCAUUCGCAGAGCUUACAUCUGAUCAUGGCCCACGUGAUCAAAGUGGAUCUCCUCUUCCGUUCACACCCAGCACCUCCAAGUCUCUCUCCCGAUAUAAUCGCCCUUUUCUGUUUGGUCUAUCGAUCCAGAAAUCAAACACUAUACACCUCAUCAAACAUGAUCAACGCGGCAUUACCGCAACCCCAUUUCACAUCCAUCGUUAUCCAUGUGCAGUCCUUGGCUGCAUCAGCACUUUGGCUACGUGUGAUAGCUAUGAUCUAGGCUGUUAUCACACCGAUGAGUCUGCUUCGAUUAAACACGACACUGUAUCCUCCCGAUACAUCAAAACCACUUAUCACCAAAAAGCUACCCAUUCGCGACAGAGUGCAGAUCAUCACAUACGCGUCAGACUAACAAGACCACCCGUCUUCGGGUCCUUCGACGGAUCCUUAUUUCCUUGUAAUUGCCCCUUUGGAUGGAAAUUUAUCGUAGAUUGCGGUGCCGCUCCUCGGGACCACGCACAGUUUUUGGAUGAACUGAAAAACCUCAAAGGGGUACCAAAAAUAGGGGCAUAUCGAUCUAUGGCGCUCGACUGCAUGAUCACCCACGACAAGAGACUGUUCGGACCACAGCAUCUGAUAGUGGAGAGCGUCAUCCAAACCGUAGAGCAUCUCGUCAGCAUCACCUACUUUUCAUCCCGCAAGGAGUUUUUCUCGGCGAUAAUAUCAUGCAUAGAAAGUGAGUGACGACGCGUUGUGCAGUCCGACGCGACGUUGAAUGUGCACGAUAGCCCACCGUACCGCGUAUUUCUCGCACAGGCUGCUUCAUAAUGACAUCAAUCCGCGUUCCAUCUGUCUGCACGUGAAUGAUCCAAGUGAUGAGAGUGUCAUACCGUUUUGGAAUUCGGACGGAACGCCUCCCAUACGCCAAGCGAUGCUCUGCGGGUGGAGAUUCGCAAAACACAUGGACCCUGACCACAAGAAGACAAGUUUCUAUAGAUUCUCGGUGA